Polychytrium aggregatum is the source of this 828-nucleotide messenger RNA. Its product is annotated as phosphatase 2C-like domain-containing protein. The transcript has 5 exons. Gene Ontology annotation, molecular function: cation binding; protein serine/threonine phosphatase activity. NCBI's taxonomy places the organism in Eukaryota, Fungi, Chytridiomycota, Chytridiomycetes, Polychytriales. Gene Ontology annotation, biological process: protein dephosphorylation. The coding region runs from base 1 to 828 and encodes 275 amino acids. The record is from RefSeq and is a predicted model, not a curated record.
AUGGAGGAUGCUCACACUACCGUCCUGAGUCUUAUCGAUGGAAAGAAAAUCUCAUUCUUUGGAGUCUUUGAUGGACACGGCGGAAGCACGGUGGCAAAGUUCGCUGGAGAAAAGCUACACACCCAGAUCGCCGAGACUGCCGAAUUCAAGGACGGCAACUUCAAAGACUCACUCAAGAGCGGCUUCCUCUCGUUCGAUCUUGCCCUGUCCAAAGAACCCGUGAUGCAGUCCGACAGCUCCGGAUGCACAUCGGUGACCAUCCUGAUCACCGAAGACAACCGCCUUUUCUGUGCCAACGCCGGUGACUCGAGAGCUGUCCUGAGUCGCGGCGGCGGUGCCAUCCCGCUGUCCCAGGACCACAAGCCCACCAACCCUGAGGAAAUCAACCGCAUCACCAUGGCCGGUGGCUUUGUUGAGUUUGGCCGCGUGAACGGCAACCUGGCUCUUUCUCGUGCUCUCGGCGACUUUGAGUUCAAGGAUGUUGCCGAUCUCCCCCCGGAACAACAAAUCGUGACCGCCAACCCCGAUAUCACCGAGCAGACUCUGGAUCAAAACGACGAGUUUGUUGUGCUGGCGUGCGAUGGUAUCUGGGACGUUCUUUCGAACCAACAGGUCGUGGACUUUGUGCGUGAGCGGCUCCUCAACCACGGCGACCUCGCCAAGGCCGCCGAGGAAUUGAUGGACCGAUGCCUGGCCAAGGACAGCGACAUGGGAGGUGUUGGCUGCGACAACAUGACCGUCAUUAUCGUCGGAACCCUGCUGGGCAGAACGCAAGAACAGUGGAUCGAAGCCAUCAAGAGCAAAGCCGGCGACCUCAUCUCGAACUAA